Molecule: messenger RNA, 745 nt
Organism: Umbelopsis ramanniana AG
Lineage: Eukaryota; Fungi; Mucoromycota; Umbelopsidomycetes; Umbelopsidales; Umbelopsidaceae
Exons: 4
Coding region: 100-684 (194 amino acids)
Biological process (GO): endoplasmic reticulum to Golgi vesicle-mediated transport
Cellular component (GO): Golgi apparatus; membrane
Molecular function (GO): SNAP receptor activity
Source: RefSeq, a predicted model, not a curated record
GGAAGAACCAACCGCAAGCAGUCACGUUACGCAACCGUCUGUCACUCCACAGCUGACAGCGUUUCGUACCGCCUCUUUUAUCCCAUCUACUAAUCCACUAUGAAAAUAUACUCCAUUUCCGUUCUACGUAACGAUGGUGGAUCUGCACAUCCCUUGGCAGCAGAGUACAACCUCGCCGAAUUUGGUUAUUUUCAACGUUCAAGUGUCCAAGAGUUCAUGGGCUUCUUCUCUAAAACCGUCGCUGAACGAACAUUAGCAGGACAACGUCAAAGUGUUGACGAAAGCAACUAUGUCGGACAUGUGUAUGCUAGAGCUGAGGGAGUUGCUGGUGUUGUGAUUACAGACAAAGAGUACCCAGCACGUGUUGCCUUCUCGCUUUUGAACAAAAUAUUGGACGAAUUCAUCAUGCGUUACCCCGUUGAAAAAUGGUCCGGUACCGUUCAAUAUCCCGAACUUGCUGAAUAUCUCAAGAAAUACCAAGAUCCCAAGCAAGCUGAUUCGAUCAUGAAGGUCCAAAGAGACUUGGAUGAUACCAAGGUUAUUCUCCAUAAAACCAUUGAAGGUGUCCUUCAACGUGGUGAAAAGUUGGAUUCUCUUAUAGAGCGAUCAGAAGAACUGUCAAGUCAGUCCAAAGUAUUUUAUAAAACUGCCAAGAAGACAAACUCUUGCUGCGUGGUCAUGUAGUAUAGACCUCGUUAUUGUAUUAUCUACCAAUUUCAUUACUCAAUUUGCUAUAAACUUCUUU